Juglans regia (Persian walnut) is the source of this 2139-nucleotide messenger RNA. Its product is annotated as ankyrin repeat-containing protein At5g02620-like. Gene Ontology annotation, cellular component: plasma membrane. Bases 71 to 1903 code for a protein of 610 amino acids. The transcript has 4 exons. The record is from RefSeq and is a predicted model, not a curated record. Gene Ontology annotation, molecular function: protein phosphatase regulator activity; protein phosphatase 1 binding. NCBI's taxonomy places the organism in Eukaryota, Viridiplantae, Streptophyta, Magnoliopsida, Fagales, Juglandaceae.
GGGAAAGGUCUUCCUACAAGAAGCUCGCAAGUUUCAUUUUUCAGAUUUCCAGGACCUAUUACUCUUUUGUAUGGAAAACAGAGAGGUCAUGACCACCACUUGCAUGGAUCGGAAUCUCUAUAAUGCUGCAGCAAAAGGCAACAUCACGAAUUUCAAAGACCAUAGCUUUGAACGGCCACUAGAAGCCUUAUUAACACCAAACAAAAAUACAGUCCUCCAUAUUUCCAUCACAGCCCUCGAAAAUCGGAUAGAAUCAACAGAAAAUAACUUUGUGAGAGAUAUACUCAACAUGUGUCCCUCGCUUUUAUGUCAAGUCAAUGUCAAAGAUGAAACUCCAUUACAUGUCGCAGCAAGGUAUGGGCAUGCUAAUAUUGUUAAAGUUCUGAUCGAUUGUGCAAGAGAUCAUCCACAUAAUCAAGAUGUUGAAAAUGGGGUUGAAGCAGUCAGGGAUAUGCUUAGGAUGGUGACCAAGGUGAAGGACACAGCCUUACAUGAGGCUGUACGUUAUAAUCACCUUGAAGUGACAAAACUUUUAAUCAAGGAAGACCCAGAUUUUUCAUAUACUGUUAAUGAUGUCGGGGAGACUCCACUCUACAUUGCCACUGAGAGAAACUAUGAAGAAUUGGUGAAAGAAAUUCUGCACAACUGCAAAUCACCCGCUUAUGAUGGCCCCUUAGGUAGAACGGCUUUGCAUGCUGCAAUUAUUUGGGAUAACAGAGAAGCGACCGACAAAAUUCUGAAAAAAAUUGGAGGAGCCAUAACUAAAAAAGCAGACCAAGAAGGUUGGACUCCACUGCACUUGGCUGCAUACUUAGAUCAAUCGAAUUCUACAGAGCUGUUGCUGGGACAUGAUUCACAAGUAGCAUAUAUGAAAAACAAAGAGGGGAGGACACCUGUUCACAUUGCAGCUCAUCGUGCCAAUGAGCGGCUCAUGAAAAUGAUUAUAGAUAGGUGUCCAGAUUGUUGCGAACUGGUUGACAACAGAGGCUGGAAUGCGUUGCACUUUGCGGUGGAGGCCAAUCGGCCAGAUUCCGUAGUGGGAUUGAUCCUUGAAAAUUCAUCUUUCAGCAAUCUUUUGAACGAGAAGGACGACGAAGGGAACACUCCUCUCCAUCACCAAUAUUCCCUCUAUUUCAAGUACGCGAAGAAGAAUCUCAUGGAUCACCCCAGAGUAGAUAAGAUGGCCUUCAACAAAAAUAACCAUAAUGCUUAUCAAGUCACUUUAACUAGUGAUAAGUUAUCGACAAAAGAGAAGAUGAAAAUUUGGUUAAAAUCUCGACGUCAUUCGAGAAGGGUAUUCGUUGAGCAUGAACCAAAAUUCAGAGAAGAUCUUCGAAAAGACUUGAAGAGGAGAAGGAAAGAAUAUUUGGACGAAGCGGCUGAAACACACUUGGUAGUAGCUGCCCUCAUAACAACCGUGACCUUUGCCGCAGCAAUAACCAUGCCUGGUGGUUUUGUUGGUACUGGAGGUGACCCACAUUAUGAAGGCUCUGCAAUUUUGAGGAGAAAUGUUGCUUUUAAAGUGUUCAUUAUCACUGAUGCCAUAUCCUUAGUACUAUCUAGUUCUGCUGUUGCUACCCAUCUAUUCCUGCCAGUUUUGGUGAUCUGGAAUUCUGAAUCUGAUAAAACUCGUCAAGCUUUACUCGAACUAGCCUACGGGUUUAUUUUGAUGGCCAUGGGAGCAAUGGUGCUGGCAUUUAUCACUGGUGCAUAUGCUGUGUUAGCACAUUCCUUAGAUCUUGCCAUUACCACUUGUGUUAUUGGGUCAUUCUCCUUCCUAAUCAUCUCUUUUAUAUGUGGAAUGUACAACAAGGAUCUAGGUAUAGAUGCAUUUAUAUCUAGGAAGUACAAGAGGCUUAAAAGAUGCAUUAAAAGUUGGCCAAGACCAUUUCGUGCAGUGUAAGGUGGACGGUUUCAUCAAUACCGGGAAGUCCCCUAUUUAGAUAUAAGGAUUAGGAUAUGGUUUAAGGCCGCAAAGGGAUUAAUGAACUUUAUAUUCUAAUGCUUUUUUUUUUUUUUUUUGAAAGUCUGAUUUAUAAUUUAGAAUUUUUUUUAGAUUUUUUACCUUUCAAAGACUUUUUAUGCUUUACCAUAUGGCAUGUCAUGUACGAGUAUGAUGAUAUAAUGGCAAUUUCCUUA